Molecule: messenger RNA, 872 nt
Organism: Austrofundulus limnaeus
Lineage: Eukaryota; Metazoa; Chordata; Actinopteri; Cyprinodontiformes; Rivulidae
Gene: gnmt
Product: glycine N-methyltransferase
Biological process (GO): one-carbon metabolic process; protein homotetramerization; regulation of gluconeogenesis
Cellular component (GO): cytosol
Molecular function (GO): glycine binding; S-adenosyl-L-methionine binding; identical protein binding
Source: RefSeq, a predicted model, not a curated record
AUAAUAACUGAACUCAGGUUAGCAUGGAGGCAGAACCUGCACGAGAAUAAACACGUCUCAUCACACAAACAUAAAGCAGCAGCUUGAACGAACUCCCCGUUUCUUCGCUGUGUAAGCUAACAGGAGACCGUCUGACCCGGUAGCAGCGGCGGCAGCAUGUCGGUGGACAGCGUGUUCCGAACCCGGUCUCUCGGCGUGGCGGCCGUGGGUCUUCCGGACCAGUACGCGGACGGGGAAGCGGCCAAAGUGUGGGAGCUGUACAUCGGAGACAUUCAGAGCCGAACCCAGGAGUACAAAAGCUGGCUGGUGGCUCUGCUGAAACAACACGGGGUCCGGAGGGUUCUGGACGUAGCCUGCGGAACCGGAGUCGACUCCAUCAUGCUGGUUGAAGAAGGCUUUAAUAUGGUCAGCGUGGACGCCAGCGAUAAAAUGCUCAAAUACGCUCUGAAGUCCAGAUGGGAGCGGAGAAAAGAGUCGGUCUUCGAUCAGUGGGUGAUCGAAGAGGCCAACUGGCUGACGUUACCCGAAGAUGUUCAGAAACCUGGAGACGGUUUUGAUGCCGUCAUCUGCCUCGGGAACUCAUUCGCACAUUUACCGGACUUCAAAGGAGACCAGAGUGACCAGAAGCUGGCUCUUCACAACAUUGCCAGCAUGGUGAGACCCGGUGGGAUCCUCAUCAUCGACCACCGCAACUACGACUACAUCCUGGAGACCGGACGGGCGCCACAGGGCAAAAAUAUUUACUACAAGAGUGAUUUAACUCAGGACAUCACCACCUCGGUGCUGUGGGUCAACAGUAAGCCUCAUAUGAUCACUCUGGACUACACCAUCCAGGUACCUCAGACCACGCUGCAGAAACUUCCUGGAGUCAG